CUCGCUGUGUGUGUGAAAAAAAUACAGAAGCCGAAACUACACUCUCUGGACACAGUAAGAGCCAUAACACUAACUGGAGAUUUUUUCGAAACUUUAAGCUGUGCCCAACCAACUGGACCUUGAUAGUAUACAUGUAAUACUCCAAGCAAGAUGGCAACAAUAGCAUCAGAAGCACCACCUUCACAGGUUGAUACACCUGCAUCAAGCCAUGAAAGUCAACUCAUUACCGCACCCAAAACCAAGAAGAAAAGUCAGGAAACCCAACCUGGGAUAGUUUAUCUCAGCAGGAUACCAACGUUUAUGAAGCCUAGACGUAUCCAGCAGAUAUUUGGUCAACAUGGAGAGAUAGGAAGAACGUUUAUGCAGCCAGAAGAUAAAAAUAGUCGACAAGCUCGUAAGAAGAAAGGUGGAAGCAAGACGGUUUUAUUUUGUGAGGGAUGGGUGGAGUACAAGGAUAAGAAGAUUGCAAAGAGAGUUGCAUUGACACUCAAUAAUACUAGAGUCAGUGGAAAGAAGAGAAGUCGCUACUAUGAUGAUCUAUGGAGUCUGAAAUAUUUACAUCGAUUUCAGUGGGCACAUUUAGCUGGACAACUGGAAUAUGAACGACAGGUCCAGAAACAAAGAGUACGUGCUGAAGUUGUGCAGGUUAAAAAGGAAACAAAUUUAUACUUGAAAAAUGUUGAGAAAAGCACUUGGUUAGACAGAAUGGAAAAGAAGAAAAAGAAACAAGGACAAGAAUGGACUCAUAGAUUACAUGAGUACAAGCAGCGGACUAGUCGUGAUCGUCAAUCUACCUUACAUGUACAACGAUCAGGCAAAGUCUCUUCAAGUCUUCUGGGCAAGAUAUUCGCCAGCAAAGAAUAAGAACAUUUCCAAGGUUUUUAGCAUUUAUGUAAUACUCUAUCUUAAUGUGUGUAUGUGUGAUGUAACAGGCAACGCUACAAACCACACCUUUGCUAAUGCAAUCGCGAAGCAAACUUCAAACUAUACACAAUUCACAUUGUGCUGCAGAGUCAAAAUUUUUGGAACAUGUUGCGUUUUAAUUAUUACGUAAAAAUAGAGAGGAUAUGUAUAUGUUUAAAUCACUUCAAAAAAAAUUCUUGAACAAGAACAAGAUUUAAGAUGUCACAUUCAAUCACCAUACUUUAAGCUGCACAAUGGAAUGUCAGAUUGUGGUAACAAAAACCUCUCUUGGCAAAUCCGCCCAUGGCACACAAUGGACAUUUUUCAAUUGUCUUCAUUUCUUUGACUUUGAAGUUUUUCUUGUCACUACAUGUUUUAACGGCAUUGGCAAUAUUGUUAAGUACUCAACCAAAAUUGUUGCCAUAAAAACUUACUUGGUAACGAGCAAUG
This is a messenger RNA of Asterias rubens (European starfish), 1353 nucleotides long. Its product is annotated as activator of basal transcription 1-like. The transcript has 3 exons. NCBI's taxonomy places the organism in Eukaryota, Metazoa, Echinodermata, Asteroidea, Forcipulatida, Asteriidae. The coding region runs from base 151 to 864 and encodes 237 amino acids. Gene Ontology annotation, cellular component: nucleolus. The record is from RefSeq and is a predicted model, not a curated record. Gene Ontology annotation, biological process: endonucleolytic cleavage in ITS1 to separate SSU-rRNA from 5.8S rRNA and LSU-rRNA from tricistronic rRNA transcript (SSU-rRNA, 5.8S rRNA, LSU-rRNA); endonucleolytic cleavage in 5'-ETS of tricistronic rRNA transcript (SSU-rRNA, 5.8S rRNA, LSU-rRNA); endonucleolytic cleavage to generate mature 5'-end of SSU-rRNA from (SSU-rRNA, 5.8S rRNA, LSU-rRNA). Gene Ontology annotation, molecular function: RNA binding.